CUAGCCUAAUUGUACUCGCCUAAUUGUGGUGGCAGGGGUUGAGACAUAGCUCCUGGCCCUGCUUCUUCACUGAUCGCUACUAGGUUCUCUCUCUGCUCCAUAACAUUUAUCAUGCCUUGUCUUAAAGCUAUGUAUGGUUCCUGCCUCCACUACUUCACUUGCUAGACUAUUCCACUUCCUGACAACUCUAUGACUAAAGAAAUGCUUCCUAACGUCCCUGUGACUCGUCUGAGUCUUCAACUUCCAAUUGUGACCCUUUGUUGCUGUGUCCCCUCCCUGGAACAUCCUGUCUCUGUCCACCUUAUCUAUUCCACGCAGUAUUUUGUAUGUCGUUAUUAUGUUUCCCCUGACCCUCCUGUCCUCCAGUGUCGCCAGGCCGAUUUCCCUCAACCUUCUCUGGAACUAUCCUUUUCGCAAACCUUUGCACUUUCUCUAAUUUCUUGAUGCGCUUGACCAGGUGUGGGUUCCAAACUGGUGCUGCGUACUCCAGUAUGGGCCUGAUGUACACGGUGUACAGUGUCUUGAACUAUUCGCUACUGGGGUAUCAGAACGAUAUUCUUAAAUUUGCCAGGCGCCCAUAUGCUGCAGCAGUUAUCUGGUUGAUGUGCGCCUUAGGAGACGUGCUUGGUAUUAAACUCACCCAAGAUCUUUUUCCUUGAAUGAGGUUUGCAGUCUUUGUCCACCUAUCAUAUGCUCUGUUUGCGAUCUUCUUUGCCCUUCCCUGAUCUUCAUGACUUUGCAUUUGGUGGGGUUAAAUUCGAGAAGCCAGUUGCUGGACCAGGUGUCCAGCCUGUCCAGGUCCCUUUGAAGUCCUACCUGAUCCUCAUCUGAUUUAAUUCUCCUCAUUAACUUCACAUCAUCUGUGUUGUGUCUCCUGUGUUGUGACUCCUGUGUUAUAUGUAAAAGUUGAGAUGUCCAGGUUGUGUCGGCGUGGUGCCAAAAGCCGUUCACCCCGCCAACGUAGUAUGGUUGAUUUUUUGGGGAAUUCUCCUACUGUGUCAAAUAAUAGAAUUCCAUUCAUUCCUCAAGUUGAAAAGUUUUCUAAGCCUGUUGCGAAAGUAUCCCCCCAGGCUAUUAAUGUGGUACCUGAAUCAGCACAUUCCACUAACUUCAUUCUCAUAGAUGAUGAUUUUGAUGAUAUCUGUGAUUUUGAGUUGGAUGCUUCCUUUAAUAAAGGAAAAUCUGAAGGAACUAAGACUAUCAUAGAGAAAACUAGAGAGGAUGAAGAUGAUAUAAAACUUGUGUCACGAAAGAAGAAAAACAAACUUAUUAUUAGCUCUGAUGAUGAAACUGAUCUAGAGAACACCAUAGAGGAGUUCUCACCAACGAAGACAGAAGAGGUUACUGUUCCUCCCAUGACAAAACCCAAGAUCAACCCACUAGAAAUUCAAAAUAAGCUUUGUCAAGAAAAUGAAAAUAUUUUUAACAAUGUUGGACAGUCACUAUACAAAGCUAAAGGAAAUUUUGAUGAGAAGACAGUUAAAGGAAAAGUUGUUGAUUCUGACUGUAUUUCUAAUAAAGCUCCUGUCAAAUUCACAAAAGCUUCCAAGUUAACAACAGCUUACAGACUCGUUACUGAUGAGCCAAGUGACACACAAGUGCAUGACUUCUUUCAUUCUUUGGACCAGGAGGCAGAUGUGGAUUACAUAGAAUGUGCACCGCUCUCCCCACCAAUUGUGGGUCUGAAUACUCAGGCAGUGGAUGACAUCUUUACUCCAGCAGCUGUGGACGAAACUUUCCCUCGUAGUUUUGAAGACAGUAAAAAUGAAAGUAAGUUGCAAGAGAUAUCCAGAAAUCAUCUAGAUGACAUGAAACUCUCUACUAAACCUACAGUCUUCAAGCAAUCUACAGCAAUUCCAGUCAUUGCAGAUGUAUCAUCUGCAACUCCCUCUGCAUCCUUAGACAUUGCAAAAAAAUGUUCUACAGUACCUGCAAUUAUAAAUAAAUCUAUUGUAACCUCAGCUACUCCUAAGCAGUCUCUUGUAAACCCGGUCAGUGAAAAUCAAUCUCCCGUAAUCCCAGUCAUUGCAGCUGUACCCUCUGAAAGCUCAUCUGCUCCUCUAGUCACUGAAAAUCAGUCUUCAUCCCAAAUCAUUGCAAACCAAUCUUCAGCAGUUAUAGCUGAUAUAAAUCUACUUGCAACCUCCACGUUUGCAAAGCAGCCUUUUGGAAAUCCAGUUAUUGCAGAUCAAUUACCAACAGCACUAUUCACUGUAAAUCAGUCUGCAAAUCCAGCAGCUGAAUGGCAGUCUCCUGUAGAUAAAGAUAUUGCAAAUCAUUCUGCAUCCUCUGUUAAAACAAGUCAUUGUUUGGUAGCUAAACAAGUUGCCACCCACAUAGCUGCUAAUGUGUCAUCAGAUAUAGUUGAAUCCAGCUCUACACUGCAAGACACAUGUCUAUCAUCUACCACUGUGGAAGUCGCAAGACCAUGUGUGUCUGCAGUACCAAGUGCACCUCCUUCCACAUCAAUGACUGAUGCAGCUGCCACUCCACCUGCACAUCAACAUUUUGCUCCUUCAGUUACAAGCCGACUUUGUCUUCCUACAACCCAUGACCUUUACUCUUCUACCUCAGAUGGUUUCUCUAUUGACCAGAUUUUAAAGCAUCCACUUCUUAGGAUUUCUCAGCUAGAAGAGGAAGACUUAGCUAUCAUAAGUACUUUAAAGUCUUCAUUGUUCAACUUGAUGGCUGAGAUGUUUAUGAACAUUCCUGCUGAUGUUCUUCGACAAGUUCCGAAUUAUGAUGUUAUACAACACUUGAAAAUUGUUAAUGCCCUUACUAAAAUAAAAAAACUUUCUGAAAAGGAAAAGGAAUUCAAAUUAAAAUUACUAAGAACUAUUAAGGAUGAUCAGUCUGAAGAAAAAUAUAAUGAGAAUCAAUUGAAAGUUCAUGCUUUAAGUCUUAGUCCUAAUGACAAACAUUACCAGCAAAGUGGCCAUGCAAUGAAGACUUGUUCUGGUGAGAAUGAUGUGACAGACAUUGGAAACAGCAUGUUAUACCUUAAUCAUCCAAUUAGAACAUUGUCUGACAAAUUAUUCAAAAAAGUUAAUCAGAAUAAUGUUAGUAGCGAAGGGAAUGUGUCUAUAAAUGUUAGAGACACUACACCCACCAUGAGUAGUGCUCCCUGUGGAGACAGCUUCUUCGAUUCACCCAUCACCCUAAGUAAGUCAGUCAAGAAACAGAAGACAGUGCCACAAGGAGAAUCAACUCCAAAAUUCUCCUUUGUUGGAAGAAGAAGAGAUAGUUCCCAUGUAAAGAAAGUGGAAGAAAAGAAUGAUUUGGAAGUUGGAAGAUCUCCAGUUUUUCGACCCUCUCAGCCACAGCAACAUCACAAUAAAGGAGUUCCUACCCCAACACAAUUUAUUGAAAAUUUGGAUGAUACAUCAGAUUUUGCCGAUUUUUAUGAAGAUUGUGAAAUUGCUGACAGCUCACCAACUCAGUGUAACAAGAAACAGGGUAUUACAAUUGGAAGGAAUAACAAAAAAAUUGCUAAUCAGGCCUUGCUUCUGAGGCCCAACAACACUGUCAAUGACAUUCAUGAUGCAGGUGAUGACAAUGAGGAUGUUAAUGAGUCAGUUCCAUUGGCAUCAAGGGCAAGGGAAAGCCUGAGUCGGAAAGUGAAUUCCAAGAUGGCAUCUAUGGAAAACACAACUCCUUCCAAAGCAGUUGACACCAAGGCUCGUUUUCAUGGUAAUGUGCAAAAUGAUGGAGCUACUGGAGAGUUCAGUGGCAUGAAUUAUCCACACACCAGGGAAAUGUUAAAGAUAUUCCACCAGCGUUUUGGUUUGCGAAGAUUUCGGGAAAAUCAAAAAGAAGUGAUUAAUGCAGCACUGCUAGGGAAGGACUGUUUUGUUCUCAUGCCAACAGGAGGAGGCAAAAGUUUGUGCUAUCAGCUGCCAGCAUGUGUGGCAGAUGGUGUGACCAUCGUUGUUUCACCUCUCAAGUCUCUUAUACAGGACCAAGUACAAAAAUUAGCUUCUCUUGAUAUUCCUGCCGGCCAUAUGUCUGGAGACGUGAAUAUUCGCGAUGAAAACCAACUUUGUGCAGAGCUGAUGAAACGUGAAAUAAGUAUCAAGCUUCUUUAUGUUACACCUGAGAAGAUUAGUGCAAGUCAAAGAUUUUCUGGUAUUUUGGAAAGUUUGUAUCAACGUCAGAAGUUGGGAAGAUUUGUCAUAGAUGAAGCUCAUUGUGUAUCACAAUGGGGACAUGACUUCAGGCCUGAUUAUAAGAAGCUCAAUGUUCUUCGUCAGCGUUUCCCUGGAGUACCAACCAUUGCCCUAACAGCAACAGCAACACCCAGAGUCAGAGUGGAUAUUCUUCACCAGCUUGGACUCACUGAUCCAAAAUGGUUCCUCAGCAGUUUCAACAGAGCUAAUCUGAAGUAUGUAGUUUUACCAAAGAAGAGCAAAAAAAUAACUAAUGAAAUUGUUGCUUUAAUUAAGGCCAAAUAUAGUAGCCAGUCGGGUAUUGUAUAUUGCCUCUCUCGAAAAGAGUGUGAUACAACAGCUAGUGACCUUGCAAAAGCUGGCAUCAAGGCUGUGAGCUACCAUGCUGGAUUAACAGACCCGGAUAGAGUGUCUGUUCAGUCACAGUGGAUUAAUGACAAAUUCAAGGUUGUGUGUGCAACAAUAGCCUUUGGUAUGGGCAUUGAUAAACCAGAUGUACGCUUCGUCAUGCACUACUCGUUACCCAAAAGUAUUGAAGGUUAUUACCAGGAAUCUGGGAGAGCUGGCAGGGAUGGUGAGAUUGCUGAUUGCACUCUUUUCUACAGUUACCAAGAUAUGCAUCGUAUCAGGAAGAUGAUUGACAUGGACAGAGACAAUUUGCAAGCCAGGAAGACUCACUAUGAUAACUUGUGGCGGAUGGUAGCAUAUUGUGAGAACAAAAUGGACUGUCGUCGUACACAGCUUCUAAAUUAUUUUGGCGAAAUCUUCAGCAGAGAGAACUGCAAGAGAAGUCCAGCUUCUGCCUGUGAUAAUUGCAAGUGCCACGAAUCCUUCACAAAAGUGGAUGUUACACGUGAAACUCGAGCAAUUCUUCAGGCUGUCCAACAGCUGUGUUCUGGAGGAAGAUGGUCCAACAACUUUACUAUCAAUCAUUUUGUUGACAUCUUCAAAGGCUCUGAAGCUAAGAAAGUUAUGGACAGUGGACAUAAUCGGCAUUCACUGCAUGGGAUAGGAAAAUCCUGGACAAGGAAUGAUGCAGAACGAUUGUUCCGCCGAUUGGUACUUGAGGGCUAUUUACAGGAAGAGAUGGUAGUAAUUAGAGAUGAGAUGGCUUGUGCCUAUUUACGACCUGGGUCAAAAUGCCAGGAAUUUCUCAGUAAUCCAAAUAUGAAGUUUGAGUUUGAAAUGAAGAAAGAUGGAAACAAUGAAAGUCGAACAGAAGCAGAUGCAGAACUUGAAAAUGAUGACGAUGAACUGAAGCAGUUGCAAAAUGAUUGUUACACAGCACUUCUUCAAACUGUUAAGGAUUUGGCUGCAGCUAAAGGUGUCAACUACACAAAUGUCAUCAACAUGAUUGCUCUUAGGCUGAUGUCUCUGUCAAUGCCAGAGAGUGAAGAAGAAAUGCUCCUGAUUCCUCACGUAACAAAGGCAAACUUUGAGAAAUAUGGUCAAUCACUUCUGGAUAUUACACAAAGAUAUGCUGCUCAGAAACUUGUAAUUUUGAGUGAUCGAGUAGAGGAAGGAUCGUUUGAUAACUGCAGCUUUGAGGAGAAUGAUGAAAACUCAACUGGGUGGCUAAGUUCAGUGAAUGCACCAGCCUCAGUUUCAUCCCCAUAUUUUGGAAGAGGAAGAGGAAGAGGAAGUCCUGGGAAGAGAUUUGGCAGAGGAUCGAAGCGCAAAAGAAAAUUCUCAGCUGGUCGAGGAAGACCAACAAAGAAGACUAAAACAGGGAAAGAUGAAGAGGCAAGUUACAAUAGUAGUCAAGCUUCAUCUUCACGCUAUGCGGCAUCGCGUAGUAAAGCAGCAGCUUCUAUGGCAGGAAGAGGUAGAGGAACAAGAGGAGGUCAGGGAAGAGGAAAAUCUUCAGGUAAUGCUACAUUAUCUGCCAGAGGACCACCAAAUACUGGGCUGGGACUUUUAAGUAAUCCACAGCCAAGAUCAUUCCUACAGCCAAAGACAUGCAUUGAAAAACCAACAGUAUUUAGUAAUGGUAAUGGGAAGAACAAUUCCAGGUUUAAAUUUAUUGGUAAUAAUAAUAACUAGAAGGGUAAACUGAUCAUUGGGAUAACAAUAGAAUAUUCUUUAGCAGCGUUAAAAUUAAAUUUUGUGUGUACAUUCUCCCUCUGCUGUAUCACAAAGAACAAAACUAAAGAUCUUUACUGUUAGUUCAUUAUUUUAUUAAGAUGAAUGCGCAUUAUUUGAGUUUUACAUUGGUUAUUUUUCUUUCAUUCAUCAUGAGAUAUUACAAGAGGACUUUGAUAGACUGCAGGAAUGGUACAAAUGUCUUCUGGGGGUGAACCAUCAGUCAAGCCAAGAUCUGGGUCAAGGCAACCAGUGACACUUUAUCUCCUGGAAGGAAAAUAACUAGUCUUUCUCUGGGUAUAGAAAACAUACACAAAUUUCCUGGAUCAAACUUCAUUACCUCCCAUUCUCCAAACACAGCAUAACUUUUAUUAAGCAUUUCACUAUUCAUACAAUAAUCACAAGCAAGUAGAGUUCUUGGGAGUGGUUGUAGACAUAAGGUAUAUGGUUGACCAGGUGAGGAUUCUAUUCUGCCACUGUGUACUUAGAAAUAGGUAGUACAUGUGUCACAGAGUGUUAUUAAGGAGUCCUUGUCUAGGUUUCUGAAUAUCAUUGUUAUGCUUAUCAACCUAGAUGGUGCUGUUGAUGUUCUCUAUUUUUCAGGAGAUAAGUUUGGUGUAAUAUUUAUUCCCAAGUCUUGCAGUUUUAUGAGUUUGCUCUUACUGGGGUCAAACUCUAGCACCCACUAGUUCAAUAAUACCUGAUGUCUAACCAGGUCUUCUUGCACUUAUCUACCAUCCUCCAUUUUUAUACACACAAUUUUGGCAUCAAAUGCAAACAAGGAUAUAUAGGAAGCUACUAUUGUUGAUAGGUUAUUAACAUACACCAUGGUUUUUAGCUUUGAGCACUGGAAAGAGACUGCUGGUUAUGCUUGCUCAUCCUGACACGCCAGAACUCUUAUCAUUAACUAGUACUGGUACGCUGCCUGUUAGACUUUUGUAUAAGUGUAUGAACAACUGAGCUAUAAUACUGUACUGUACAGAACUCUUCCAAAUUGCUAUGAAAACUGAUACUGUACUAAUAGAAUAAAUUAAGCUAAACACAAACUGGAAUUUGUUUAACUUUAUAAAAAAAAAAAUUCAACAUGUUGGCCAUCUCCCACCGAGGAAUUAGGUGGCUUAUUUUUAAUAACACAACUGAGUAGCUGUAUAUAUAUAUGAUAAAGAAUACGAAGGUGACUGGCUAUAGUAAGUAUUGUACAGCAUUGGUGUUACAAUGACAAUGCAUAUUGUUAUUGCUGGAUAUAAAAUUUAUAUUAAGGAAGUACAUUUAUUACUUCUCCUAUGUGUUGGUUGUGUAUUGUUCCCAUCACAGUAUUGUGCCUUUUUACUCUGAGUAGGGCUGUAUAGCCCUUGUGGCUUAGCGCUUCUUUUUGAUUAUAAUAAUAAUAAUAAUUUACUCUGAGUACAUUAUUAUACUCUCAGAUCAUUAAACCUCUUGGGGUAAUAGUAAAUAGGGAAUGGGAAGUACUUACAUUUGAUUCAAGGAUGGGGAGACUAUCUCCAAUUCCUUGGAACAAGAGCCCUUCAGCUGUAAAUUACAAAUUAUUCUCAUUUUGUUGGACAUUGCAAGUAGGCCUGUUCAUUUAUAAAUGGAGAAAUGUCAAAAAAAAAUAAUUAUUUUAAUUAUUCUUCUCAGUGACCCCCACAGUAUUCAGUUGCAUAUGAACUUUAAGGUACCUCACUUAUUUUUUAUGCAUAUUGAAAUUAUUAUUAUUAUCACACUGGCCGAUUCCCACCAAGGCAGGGUGGCCCGAAAAAGAAAAACUUUCACCAUCAUUCACUCCAUCACUGUCUUGCCAGAAGGGUGCUUUACACUACAGUUUUUAAACUGCAACAUUAACACCCCUCCUUCAGAGUGCAGGCACUGUACUUCCCAUCUCCAGGACUCAAGUCCGGCCUGCCGGUUUCCCUGAACCCCUUCAUAAAUGUUACUUUUCUCACACUCCAACAGCACGUCAAGUAUUAAAAACCAUUCGUCUCCAUUCACUCCUAUCAAACACGCUCACGCAUGCCUGCUGGAAGUCCAAGCCCCUCGCACACAAAACCUCCUUUACCCCCUCCCUCCAACCUUUCCUAGGCCGACCCCUACCCCGCCUUCCUUCCACUACAGACUGAUACACUCUUGAAGUCUUUCUGUCUCGCUCCAUUCUCUCUACAUGUCUGAACCACCUCAACAACCCUUCCUCAGCCCUCUGGACAACAGAAAUAUUAAAAAUAAUUUAUUUGUGGUAUAAUUAAUACCGUACAGAGUAUGUAAAUUUCUUAUAACUUUGUUUAUAAAAAAAUCUUAAUAAAAAUGAAUGUCACUGCACUUGUGUGGUCUUUGUACAUAAUUUUAUUUUUAUGUCAGCCCUGUAUGACCCCUGUGGGUUUAGCACUUCUUUUUUAUAAUAAUUUAUAUUUUAUGAAGGAUGGCUAGCACUAAUUCCUCACAGUCUAUGUAGUAUUGUCAGUGAAGGAAUUAUUACAAAGAAUGAAUGGGGACAGCCAAAACUUAAAAUACCUGGGGGUGGGUUCCGGGGGUCAAUGCCCCCACGGACUGGUGCAUGACCAAGCCUCGUGGUGGAUCAGGACCUGAUCAACCAGGCCUUUACUGCUGGCCGCACGUAAACCGACAUGCGAAUCACAGCAUGGCAACAAAUGCGGACAGCAAGAAUGCUAGAGGCUAACUGGGUGCAAGUAAAGCGGACCAGUGCGGGUAUAGAGAAGAGAGAUGAAUCACGUACCGAGCCCAACAUGGCACACAAUUUGAAACUUAUGAAUCUUUCAUUUCUGGCAUUUUCCAUUUAAUAUUUCGGGCCAUGAUAAACAGCGGAUAAAUGAAACCGAAUCCAGGGAUACGGGUUCUACUAUGUAUACUAUGAAAGUUGAUAUGAAGGUAAGAUCAGUUUCAAUUCUAUGGGUCAAUGGCCCUUCAAGCAUCAAAGCCCCUACCUCAUCCCUCCUUGAAGAAAUGGAGGAAUUAAGCAUCACCAUUUUAGAGCUGUAUGACACAGGUUUAGUGCUUCCUCAUGAAUAAAAUCAUAUUCCAUUCUAAUUGAGGCCCAAUUAUUAUACAGUAUGUAUUCAGAAAAACUCUAUACCCAAAUGGGUUAUACAAUAAAGGAGACCAGAGUGAAUGAAACCGACAAGCUGUUACAGCUUGUUGGUUCCAUUCUGCUUUGGAAAAUGGUUUAAACAAUUGAAUCUGCAUUCUUCAACAAAUCUGGCACAAAAAGAGGCAGUUUAUAUUUUUUAUAUAUUAAAAUCUUAAAGCAUUCUUAGAUUAUUUUCUAAUAUCUUUAACCAAUUAUGGAAAAUAAAUACUGUACAAUACCAAAGUAUUAAAAAAUUAAUUUCCC
Molecule: messenger RNA, 9591 nt
Organism: Cherax quadricarinatus
Lineage: Eukaryota; Metazoa; Arthropoda; Malacostraca; Decapoda; Parastacidae
Product: recQ-like DNA helicase BLM
Biological process (GO): DNA replication; double-strand break repair via homologous recombination
Cellular component (GO): cytoplasm; nucleus; chromosome
Molecular function (GO): nucleic acid binding; 3'-5' DNA helicase activity; ATP binding
Source: RefSeq, a predicted model, not a curated record